CUUGAUUUCAGGUACCAGAAUUAUCACGAUCUCUUCAGUUGUUUGAUAAGAAACGAUAUAUCCUUUCUUAUCUGGUUACUUGGAAAGUGCAGUAUUAUUUUCAACGCAAGAAAGAAUGCCAUCCACCCAAAUUCCGUUAAAGAAAGUCAACAAGAUGACUUAUGAGGAAUUCAUACGGUGCUUUGGUAAUGUUGUGGAACACUGCAGCUUGUGUGCGGCAGCAGUUUGGAGGGAACGCCCAUUUCAUGAUGUGCAGCACAUUGCAAGUUCCUUUGGCGACUUCAUAGAUCGACUUCCAACGAGUGGCAAGGAAGGAAUUCUACGCCUGCACCCUGACCUCGCGGGAAGACUGGCACAAUCAGGUCAGCUCACAUCCGAAUCCACGCGAGAACAGAGGAGCGCGGGACUGGACAAGAUGUCAGAAGAGGAACGCCAGCGAAUGAGCGUUCUAAACAAAAGGUACAAAGAUAAAUUUGGUUUCCCAUUUGUCAUUUGUGCGAGGGAAAACAAGAAAGAUGCCAUUCUUAAAGGUCUGGAGGAGAGACUGGAAAACUCGCAACUGACGGAGGCCAUAACGGGGGCCAAUGAAGUGAAGAAGAUCUGUCGCUUACGUAUACUUGACCUUGUGAACUCUGACAGUCAGUCAACGCAAAGUUCGCUGUAAAAAUUAAUAAAUGCCUUACAAACAUUCCACAGAUAUACAGUAAAACUUGGUUAUAAGGAAGUCACAGGGUCCUUGAAUUUUGAUUUCUUACUCUUACCGCAUAUGUAACACAGUGAAAGUCUUCUACGAUAUUUGUAAAAAGAUCCAAAAACCGCGAUUUCCUUAUAAGCGAUUUCUUUAUAACCGAGUUUUACUGUAUAAAGUUUAUUCCAGCUAUGUUGGAAAUG
This is a messenger RNA of Saccostrea echinata, 891 nucleotides long. Its product is annotated as 2-oxo-4-hydroxy-4-carboxy-5-ureidoimidazoline decarboxylase-like. Gene Ontology annotation, molecular function: carboxy-lyase activity. The coding region runs from base 116 to 664 and encodes 182 amino acids. The transcript has 3 exons. The record is from RefSeq and is a predicted model, not a curated record. Lineage: Eukaryota; Metazoa; Mollusca; Bivalvia; Ostreida; Ostreidae. Gene Ontology annotation, biological process: allantoin metabolic process.